UGAGCAGAGAGGAUAGUCUGGAUAGACUAUAGAGAGACGAACCAGGAAAUAAAUAUAGCGAAGGAAGACAGCGAUAAAAUUUGGGAUAGUGAGGUGAAGAAGGAAGGAAACUCACCCCAGCAGGCAGAAACCAUGGCGCUGCUGCUACAUGGCUCGUCCGCCAUUGUCUUACCAUCACCAUCUUCUUCUUCGUCGGUAAAUCCUAGCAGCAUUUCCAGCUGUAACAUCAGCAGUCCCUUUGUGGUCGGAUUCUCUGUUCCGGCAUCGACAAGGUCGUCGCAGCAUCGGCGGGCGUCGUCAUUGGUCGUUGUUGCUUCCCAGAAGAGUGCUUUCAACAUGGAUUACAGGAUGACGAGGGAUUUUAGGGAUUUCAGGAUGGCGUUGAAGGAAGAGGAGAAAGAGGAGGAGAGGAAGGAGAGGAAGGAGAAACCCCCUCAUAUCCCACUCGACCAACGCUGGAUGUUCGAAGAAUCUGAACUCGACGGUCCUGACAUAUGGAACACGACUUGGUACCCAAAAGCAGCUGAUCAUGUGAAUACAGAGAAGCCAUGGCUCGUUGUGGAUGCCACUGACAAGAUUUUGGGAAGGUUGGCAUCGACCAUUGCUGUUCAAAUCCGUGGCAAGAAUUUGGCCACCUACACUCCUAGUGUGGAUAUGGGCGCAUUCGUCAUUGUGGUGAAUGCAGAGAAAGUUGCUGUAUCAGGGAAGAAGAGAACCCAAAAGUUAUAUAGGCGGCACUCUGGAAGACCAGGUGGUAUGAAGAUAGAGACCUUUGAUCAGCUGCAACAAAGGAUUCCUGAGAGGAUCAUUGAACAUGCUGUUCGUGGGAUGCUUCCUAAAGGACGGGUAAGUGUCUUGGCAGAGCAUUGUUCAACCACCUUAAAGUUUACAAGGGCCCGGACCAUCCUCAUGAGGCACAAAUGCCAGCUGAGUUGCCGAUUAGGGACAAGCGAGUGCAAAAGCAGAGCUAGAUUUUUGCAGCUUAAGUGACAAGUUUCAGAUGGUAAAGCUUUGAGCAAUUGCUAGUCGAAUGCGGUCAAGCAAUUGGUAGACUACCGCUGUGUUGUUUGUUUCAUGUAUGUAGUUUGCUGCAGGCUGUAGCCGAUGUUUAAGUGCAGUUUGGUUGGUUCAUGUAGGUUGAGGUCGUUGUUUGUAUUUACCAAAUGAAUCUACAUUGUAUUUUGCCUUACAAGUUACAACACAAGGUAACCUUACAUUGGAUCAGAAAGAUGAGAAUUUUUUUGGCUUACCGGUGGAAUUUAGCUAUGGAAUGGGGUGUGUUUUUCGUGGAAUGAUGUAGCAACGCCAGAUAUUUCCUUCUUUUGGUAAUCAUGUUUAAGAAAUUCCAUCCAA
Messenger RNA from Linum tenue, 1353 nucleotides. The record is from the annotation of a GenBank genome assembly. Lineage: Eukaryota; Viridiplantae; Streptophyta; Magnoliopsida; Malpighiales; Linaceae.